Messenger RNA from Penicillium maclennaniae, 612 nucleotides. Its product is annotated as Secreted thaumatin-like protein calA. NCBI's taxonomy places the organism in Eukaryota, Fungi, Ascomycota, Eurotiomycetes, Eurotiales, Aspergillaceae. The transcript has a single exon. The coding region runs from base 1 to 612 and encodes 203 amino acids. The record is from RefSeq and is a predicted model, not a curated record.
AUGCAUUUCUUUAAGACCCUCGGCUUCUUGGCAACCAUAGCCUCAACCAUCUCAGCCCUGCCCCAGGGCCUCCAACCCACUGUCACAAAGGUCGUGACUCUCUCUCCAAUCGCCACCACGGCUACUUCUACUUCUACCUCUUCCGCCCCUUCCACCUCUGCUCCCGCCACUGCAACCUCCACAGCCAGCGGCAAGGGCAUUGAAAUCGUCAACAACUUGAGCGAAACGGUCUACAUCUGGUCUACCUCCAACACAGCCAGCGAAAUGAAGACCGUCGCCUCAGGUGACUCCUACGCCGAGACCUGGCGCACCAACUCCGACGGAGGCGGUAUCUCCAUUAAGAUGUCCACCAGCACUAGCGAGGAGAGCGUCCUCCAAUUCGAGUACACCAAGGGUGACGAGACUCUGUGGUGGGACCUUUCUUCCAUCAACUUGGACUCCGACUCGACUUUCAUUACUGCUGGAUUUGGCGUUACUACUGAUGACUCCAGUUGUUCGAAUGCCACUUGUGCUGCUGGGGAUACUGAUUGCGCGGAGUCGUAUCAGAAGUCGGAUGAUGUGGAUACCCUUAGUUGCUCGUCUAGUGCUGCGUUCACUAUGACCCUGGGUUGA